AUGGCGUCCAUUAUAGUGGUUGAGCGCCCCCAUAAACAGAAGCAAGAAAAAGAAAAACUCACUCCCGGAGUCAUUUAUGUGGGCCACCUGCCUCCAGCACUGUACGAAACCCAGAUCCGAGCGUAUUUCUCCCAGUUUGGCACUGUGACGAGAUUCAGGCUGUCCAGAAGUAAAAGGACUGGAAAUAGCAGAGGUUAUGCCUUCGUGGAAUUUGAAUCUGAAGAUGUUGCCAAGAUAGUUGCUGAAACAAUGAACAACUACCUUUUUGGUGAAAGGCUCUUGCAGUGUCGUUUUAUGCCACCUGAGACAGUACACGAGGAACUUUUUAGAGAGUGGCAUCUUCCGUUUAAGAACCCGUCUUUCCCAGCAGUGAAACGGUAUAAUCAGAACCGGACCCUUCUUGAAAAGCUGCGGAUGGAGGAGCGAUUUAGAAAGAAAGAAAAAUUACUCAGGAAGAGACUAGCUAAGAAGGGAAUUAAUUAUGAUUUUCCUUCAUUGGUUUUACGUAGUAAAAAGAAGAAAAGCAACACCUCAAACACCAACCUUCAGGAAUCCACAAAUAGACAGGCUUUACCUAAGAAUAAAAAGAAGAAGGCUUCAGCCACCCCUGAAACUCCUGAGAAUACUGUGGAUAGCCAGGGCCCCACACCAGUUUGUACACCAACAUUUUUGGAUAAACGAAAAUCUGAAGUGGCUGAAAUGAAUGAUGAUGAAGAUAAUGAAAUAGUUUUCAAACAGCCCUUAUCUGGCAUAAAAGAACAAACACAAGAGACUGAAACACCUACACAGUCAAGGAAAAAAAGACGAAGAAAAAACAAUCAGUGAUUCUGAGUGUAUUUUGAAUAAUAUUUCUUCUGGAAAAUGUGAUUUUAUUAUGAGGGCUGUGUAUCGGAAGAAACACUGUUGGUUCCAGUCAAUAAUAACAGGAAUUGGUAACUUUGGCUUGCCUGCCCCAGCUGAAACACAGGUGCGCACACCACCCAGCAGGAGCCAGGCCUGCUGCCUCUCUGCCCCGGUCUCCCAGUUUCUUCCCAGAUUCAUACCUGCCUUUAGUGAC
Molecule: messenger RNA, 1057 nt
Organism: Myotis brandtii (Brandt's bat)
Lineage: Eukaryota; Metazoa; Chordata; Mammalia; Chiroptera; Vespertilionidae
Gene: NIFK
Product: nucleolar protein interacting with the FHA domain of MKI67
Exons: 7
Coding region: 1-825 (274 amino acids)
Biological process (GO): maturation of LSU-rRNA from tricistronic rRNA transcript (SSU-rRNA, 5.8S rRNA, LSU-rRNA)
Cellular component (GO): nucleolus
Molecular function (GO): RNA binding
Source: RefSeq, a predicted model, not a curated record